AUGAAGGGCCCUAGACAAGGAAACCGCAGGGCAGACCGCGACACAUUGGAAGCCAAGCCCAAGCCCAAACUCAAGCCCCAGCCCCAACAACUCAAGCGCCAACCCAAGAAACCCGAGCCCGUCGAAGAAGACCAAAACCUCGACGACGAGGCCGCCAACACCAGCGGCAUCAACCUCUCAUCACCCAUCCCGCUCUCCCUCCAACAACUCCUGCUAGACGUCUUCAAAACAGCCCUGCUCGCCUCGCCCGCAUCAACCGAAGCCAACACUUCAUCCGAACCUCAAUUCGAGUCCCUCGACAUCAAAGCUUUGAUCCAAACCAUCAAGUCGCACCUCUACCAGCGCGACUUCGAUUCAGCCUUCACCGAAGCCGGCGAGGAUCAUUUGCGCGCUUAUGCCUUGCGCUGGAGCGCCUCGCGCGCGCUAGGCUAUGCAGGCUUAUUCAAGGGCGUGCUGAGCUGGAUGCGGCAGCAAGACGGCGUGGAUCCGAAUUCCGGUUCCCGCGUCGUCUGCCUGGGCGGUGGUGCCGGUGCAGAGAUCGUCGCGCUGGCCGCAGCCUGGCGCCAGCUUGACGAUCUCGACAAGGACAAGGCGGCCGUCGCUUCGCUGAGCGAGCAGGCGGAGGGCCUUUCUCUUCAAGAGGGUGCAGCCGGCGCAGCCGGCGCAGACGAUUCCGCCCGCGCGCACAAACGGUCCAUUGCGGCGGUCGACAUUGCGGACUGGUCGAGCGUUGUGAAGAGGCUAGCGGGAACGCUUACAUCUGCCGCUGUGCCGGCGCCGUCGACAUCGAAGCACAAGGCGCCACUCUUGGCUGCGGGCGGCGAGGUGGACGUUGGGUUCCACCGGGUGGAUUUGCUGGGGCUUCCGGAGGAGGAGCUGAAGGAUGUUGUGUUGGGUGGUGCGGAGCAUGCGGUUUCGCCUUCUUCGCUGCUUGUUACGUUGAUGUUUACUUUGAAUGAGCUCUUCUCCACGUCUAUGCCUAAGACGACGGCCUUCAUGCUGCGGCUGACGGAGAUUCUGAAGCCCGGUGCUGUGCUUUUGGUUGUUGAUAGUCCUGGUAGCUAUUCGACGCUGAAGUUGGGUAAGCCUGGUCCGGAUGGUGUGCAGCAGGAGAGGAAUUAUCCUAUGAAGUUCUUGCUGGAUCAUACGCUUAUUUCGGUGGCGAAGGGGCAGUGGGAGCUGGUUUAUACGCAGGAUUCGCGGUGGUGGAGGAGGGAUGCGCCACGGUUGAUGUAUGAUGUUGGUGAUGGGGCUGGGUUGGAGGAUAUGCGAUUCCAGGUGCAUAUUUACCGCCGCAUAUAA
This is a messenger RNA of Penicillium verhagenii, 1302 nucleotides long. RefSeq names its product 25S rRNA (uracil2843-N3)-methyltransferase. The record is from RefSeq and is a predicted model, not a curated record. The coding region runs from base 1 to 1302 and encodes 433 amino acids. Lineage: Eukaryota; Fungi; Ascomycota; Eurotiomycetes; Eurotiales; Aspergillaceae. The transcript has a single exon.